AUUCUCACAACCACCUCUCUCUCUCUCUCGAAGAAAGCACAAGGAUUCAUCACUCUUUGACGAAGUCACAUUAUCACUUUCCUUGUUGAACGAGAGAACACAGAGUAAAACAAUGACGUUUGCAGUUCCAUUUUCCUCUUGCAGACCAAACCCUUUCUCUCUCUCCUUCCGUCUUCUUCUUCCUCUGUUCUUUGCUCAUCUCCUUACAUCUACCUCGGCCAGUCUCUCUUUCAACUUCUACGGAAUUUCAUGUCCUGGAGCUGAAUUCGUCGUCAGAAACACCGUUAGAUCUGCCUCUUCCAACGAUCUGACGGUCCCUGGAAAGCUCCUCCGUCUCCUCUUCCAUGACUGCUUCGUGGAUGGUUGUGAUGGAUCAGUGAUGAUAGAAGGCAACAGCACAGAGAGGAGUGAUCCGGCGAAUGCGUCUCUUGGAGGUUUCUCUGUGAUAGAGAACGCCAAAUCUGUUCUUGAGAUCUUCUGUCCAGGCAUCGUUUCCUGCGCUGACAUCAUCGCCCUCGCUGCCAGAGACGCCGUCGAAGCUGUGGGAGGACCCGUGGUUGAGAUUCCGACAGGACGAAAAGAUGGGACAGUGUCCGUGGCGGCGAAUGUGAGACCGAACAUCAUAGACACCGAUUUCACGCUUGAUCAGAUGCUCACUGUCUUCUCUUCUAAAGGCUUGUCCCUUCAAGAUGUCGUCAUCCUCUCAGGAGCACAUACGAUCGGAUCUGCACAUUGCAAUGCAUUCAACGACAGGUUCAAGAGAGAUCGGAAAGGCGAGUUGGAGCUAAUCGACAAAUCUCUGGACAACGCAUACGCAGAAUCACUGAUGAACAAGUGCUCGUCGGACUCGGCGUCGGUGAGCAACGAUCCAGAAACCGCGUUUGCAUUCGACAACCAGUACUACAGGAAUCUCCAAGCCCACAAGGGGCUGUUUCAGACAGAUUCCGUCCUGUUGGAAGACCAGCGUACGAGGAAGAUGGUGGAAGACUUAGCCAGCGAUCAGGCGAGCUUCUUCGACAAGUGGAGUGAGUCUUUUGUGAAGCUGAGUUUGGUUGGUGUUAGAACUGGUGAAGACGGUGAAGUUAGAAGAUCUUGUUCUUCUGUCAACUUAUAGAACUUUUUUUUUUUAUUAUUAUUCAAAUGCACAAAUUCUGAAACGUGAAGGGGAAAAAAGGGUUUUUUUU
Messenger RNA from Tarenaya hassleriana, 1184 nucleotides. Its product is annotated as peroxidase 46. The transcript has 4 exons. The record is from RefSeq and is a predicted model, not a curated record. Gene Ontology annotation, molecular function: heme binding; peroxidase activity. Lineage: Eukaryota; Viridiplantae; Streptophyta; Magnoliopsida; Brassicales; Cleomaceae. Gene Ontology annotation, biological process: hydrogen peroxide catabolic process; response to oxidative stress. Bases 113 to 1114 code for a protein of 333 amino acids.